This is a messenger RNA of Gambusia affinis (western mosquitofish), 997 nucleotides long. Its product is annotated as iron-sulfur cluster assembly scaffold protein IscU-like. Gene Ontology annotation, biological process: iron-sulfur cluster assembly; intracellular iron ion homeostasis. Gene Ontology annotation, molecular function: 2 iron, 2 sulfur cluster binding; ferrous iron binding. The transcript is spliced from 5 exons. The record is from RefSeq and is a predicted model, not a curated record. NCBI's taxonomy places the organism in Eukaryota, Metazoa, Chordata, Actinopteri, Cyprinodontiformes, Poeciliidae. The coding region runs from base 72 to 569 and encodes 165 amino acids. Gene Ontology annotation, cellular component: cytoplasm; mitochondrial matrix.
AGUCCUCCCCGUUCUACCUCGGUGCUGCUCGGUCUUCUGUCCGGUAACGUUAACUGCGCCAUUAGAACAACAUGGCGGGCUCUGUGGCGAAGAAGUGUCUCAAUCCUCUGUCUUUGCUCACUCGCAGGCUCUCAGCUCCUGAGUUCAUCACUCAGUGCUGCUACCAUCAGAAGGUGGUGGAUCACUAUGAAAACCCAAGAAAUGUGGGAUCGCUGGACAAGAACUCCAAGAAAGUUGGAACCGGCUUGGUGGGAGCCCCGGCUUGUGGAGACGUAAUGAAACUUCAGAUUGAGGUGGAUGACCAGGGGAAGAUUGUGGAUGCCAGGUUCAAGACCUUCGGCUGCGGCUCUGCCAUCGCCUCCAGCUCCCUGGCAACUGAGUGGGUGAAAGGCAAAACACUGGAUGAAGCUUUGGAGAUUAAAAACACCGACAUUGCCAAGGAGCUCAGUCUUCCACCCGUUAAACUGCACUGCUCCAUGCUGGCAGAGGACGCCAUCAGAGCGGCCCUUGCAGAUUAUCGCCUCAAGCAGCACGACGACCAGCAGGAGGCAGUCAGAGCCAGCAACUAAACCAAGCUCUCCUGCUUUGAGCCGGAUGCCGUCUGCUUCCUGUUCAGGAGAAGUGAAAUAGCAGCAGCCCAGUACCACUGUUUCACUUUCCAGCAGUAAUUAAGACAAACGCACACUGGUCAACCCUUUAUAGGACUGUUACACAAGGCUUUCUGUGUUAGUCUUUGAUCCUCUAACCCUGUCGACUGUAUGCUUCAGCCUGUCAUGUAAACGCACAAUGUAUUUUUUGGGUUGACAGUACAAAGCUGAGCCUUAUGCUGUUUGAGAUUAUGUUUGGUUUUCAGAUUGUUUUGAGGAGGAGUGUUUAUGUUGAAAUGUGUGAUUAAGGCAAGGAUCUGCGCUGAAGACGGGGUCCAGUAGUUGAAAGUGUAAAAGUGUAUAUUCACAAAUGCUUCCUUGAAAGCCUGUAAUAAAAAUGUUUUGCGUCA